AUGCAAACGGAGACAGUUGCCCUUGAGGGCCCCGAGAAGGCCUGGGCCCUGCAGCUGCAGCAGCAGCUGCAGCAGCAACCACUGCAGCAGCAGCUGCAGCAGCAGCUGCAGCAGGCUGCCUCGGAGGAAGCUGACAGCAACUCUUCUUCUCCUCCUCCGCCAACUUGGGAUCUAUGGAAGCUAGCAGCACCAGUGCCUCCAUCUCUGCACGAUGGUACAGAGGAGGAUUCAGCAGAGACAGCAGCAGCAGCUGCUGCUGUUGCUGCAGCAGCAGCAGCUGCAGCAGGAGGAGGAGGAGGAGCAGCAGCAGCAGCAGCAGAUCCUUUAGUAAGCAAUGAGAGUAUAGUGAGUACAGAUCCAUCAGUAACUGUAGAUGUGGGGUCAACAGGAUCGGGAUCGGGAUCGGGAUCGGGAUCGGAUCCCAUUGUCUCCUCCAGGGAGGCAUCAGCUAUGACGGAUAGUGUAUCUACUCGUUGCCCAACAGAUGACGUAUUAGCGGAUCCAUUAGGAUUUGUUCUAUUAGGAGGUGCAGCAGCAGCAGCAGCAGCAGCAGCUGCAGCAGCAGCAGCAGGAGGAGGGGGAGAUAAGAAAAAGGAACUUAAUAAUACACGGUGUCCAUCAGCAACUAAUGCAAAUACAGCAACAGCAGCAGCAGCAGGUUCAGCUGCUGCAGCAGGAACUGAAGCAGCAGCAGAUCCAGCAGCAGCAGCAGCAGCAGCAGCAGCAGCAGCAACAGGAAGAGGAGAGAAGAAUCGUAAUAAAUGUCCUAAGGUGACUUGGACAGAUGGUGAGACAGCGGGAUCAGCAGCAGCAGCAGGAACGGGAUCAACAGGAGGAGGAGCAGCAGCAGCAGCAGCAACAGCAGCAGGAGGAGGAGCAGCAACAGGAGAGGAAGCAAUAGAGGAAGACUGCUCCCCUUCCCUUAAGUCCCUGCAGCGGCUGACCAGUGGUCUCGAGCAGCUGCUGCGGGGGGUGCAGCAAGUGCAGCAGCAAAUACAAGAAGCACAAAGAAAUAUAGUAUGGGUAUUGGGUGGAUCUGCAGAUGCGUUGCUGCUGCAGCAGCAGCAGCAGCAGCAACAGCAGCAGCAGCAACAGACACCUACAUUAGCCUUACCAGCUCCUCCUACUACUGCAGCAGCAGCAGGAACAACGACUCCCCCGCUGUCGGAGUCAUCUUCGCUGCUGCUGCCUGCAGCAGCAGCAGCAGCAGCAGCAGCAGAUAGUAAUUGUUUAUUAGGGACAGAAGAAGAUAUUGGUGUGUCUCCUUCCUUACUUUCUUUCCUUGAGCUGCUGUCUAGACAAACAACAACAGCAGCAGCACCAGCAGCAGCAGCACCAGCAGCAGCAGCAACAGGGGGAGCAGCAGCAACAGCAGCACAAACAGCAAAAGCAUUAAGACGUCUUUCUUCUUGGGGUAUUGAGGACACUGCAUGCAGCAGCAGCAGCACACAUACAGACACCGCAGCUCUAGCAGCAGCAGCAGCAGCAGCAGCAGCAGCACCAAGUGCAGCAGCUGAUUGGCGUACAUCGUUACCAUUGUUAUCGCAUGCACAAGAUCAUCAUCAGCAGCAGCAACAGCAGCAGCAGCAGCAGCAGCAAGUAUUAGGCUGCGAAGCAGAUUGUUACUCCUUAUUACCUGUUGCUGCAGAGGAAUCUCCUAUCCUUCCCCGUAAACGUUCAAAACUAUCAGCAGCAGCAGCAGGAAGCAGCAGCAGCAGCAGCAGCAGCAGCAACAACAGCAGCACGAACGGUAGCGGAUCCGGAUGUUGUGGUUAUAACCCAUCAUCUUGUUCGUCAUCAUCAUCUGCAUCUGUUGCUGCAGCUGCUGCAGCAGCAGCAGCAGCAGCAGCAGCAGCACCAAUGCCUGGUGUAAGAUUUGCUAAGGAUCGUAAUAGUUGGGUAGCCUUCUGGUGCGAGAACGGUAAACAAAAUUAUAAAUCUUUUAGUAAUAAAAAGUUUGGUGCAGAGGCAGCAAGAUUGAUGGCAAUAGCAGCAAGACAAUCCUUUGACGAGAGGGCUAAUAAUAAUCAUAAUAAUAAUAGCAGCAGCAGCAGCAGCAGCAGCAGCAACAGCAGCAGCAGCAGCAGCAGCGGCGGCGGCGGCAGCGGCAACAAUCAUAAUGGGGGAAGUAAUAAUGGUAAAGGACAUCAUCAUCAUCAUGGACAUCAUCAUGGACAUCAUCAUGCUGCUGCUGCUGCUGCUGCAGCAGCAGCAGCAGCAAAUAAUAAUGCUGCAUUAGGUAGAGGUGAUGCAUUAAGUGCUGCAGCAGCAAGUGCUGCAGCAGCAGCAGCAGCAGCAGGAUCAUCCCAAGAUAAUGUUUUAUCAAGAAGUUAUCUUAGUACAAGAUUACAUCAUCAAUCCUCAUCAUCAUCAUCAGCAGCAGCAGCAGCAGCAGCAGCAGCAGCAGGAGCAGGAGCAGGAUCAUCAUCAUCUCCGUUAUCAUUAGGCUGUUACCCCCCUUAUGAGGGUUCAUCUUGUAGCAUACAAUAUGAGGAAUGUGAUGGUACGAAUAGUAUGGGUGCUGCUGCUGCUGCAGCAGCAGCAAGUCUAUCAAGAGUAGAGAUGCAACAAUUGGCAGCAGCACUAAAAAAUCCUAAGGGAGUCUGCUACGCACCAAGCAACAAUACAUGGAUGGCCUACGGCAGUCUCGGCACGGGCGCUCGAAUGUGUCGCUCAUUUCCGGUUUCGAAAUUUGGAUUCUAUGGGGCAAGAAGGUUGGCUAUAAAGGCUGUAAGCCAAUAUCAACAAAAACAGCAACAACAGCAGCAGCAGCAGCAGCAACAGCAGCAGCAGCAACAACAACAAGCUAUUGCUAUUGCCGGCACAGAGACCAUUCAUUUAAGGGGUCAUAGUCCUGCUCCAUCUAAUCCAUUUGUUCCUAUAAGACAGGUCUUUAAUAGUAGCACCAAUAGUAAUAGCAGCAGCAGCAGCAGCAGCAGCAACAGCAGCAGCAGCAGCAGCAGCAGCAGCAGCAGCAGCAGCAAUGGAUUUGGGAUACAUGGAGGCUCAUCACUAAAAAGAAGAAGACCAACAAAUAAAGAUAUUAGAUUCACAACGCAUGCAGAUAGCAGCAAAACUAAAAUUGAAGCAGCAGCAGCAGCAACAGCAACAGCAACUGCAGCAGCAGCAACAGAUGUUGAUACUAAACAUAAUUUGCUGCUUGCAUCACCUAUUCCUCCUGUUGCUGCUGCUCCUCCUCCUCCUCCUGCUGCUGCUGCUGUUCCUGCUGCUGAUAAGGAUGAUGUAUUUACUGCUGCUAAUGAUGCUACUACCAGUACUACUGCAGCAGAUGCUGCUGCUGAUGCAGCAGCAGCAGCAGCAGCAGUAGCAGCAGCAAAGGAGGUUGAGGAUUCUUUUAGUAGCAGCAGCAGCAAACCCUGCAGCAAGGAAACAGAGGAAACAAUGGAGAUAUGCACAGACACCAACAGCAGCAACAGCAGCAGCAGCAGCAACAAUAACAACAACAGCAGCAGCAGCAGCAAAGAACAUGACUUGCUGCUGUCUCUUGUCCCUUCUGCUUCCUUAAUAAAAUCCAACAGCGAGGAGACAGAAGAAGCAAUUAGCUGCAGCAGCAACAGCAGCAGCAGCAGCAGCAGCAGCAGCAGCAGCAGCAGCUAG
Molecule: messenger RNA, 3618 nt
Organism: Eimeria maxima
Lineage: Eukaryota; Apicomplexa; Conoidasida; Eucoccidiorida; Eimeriidae
Exons: 2
Coding region: 1-3618 (1205 amino acids)
Biological process (GO): regulation of transcription by RNA polymerase II
Cellular component (GO): nucleus
Molecular function (GO): DNA-binding transcription factor activity; transcription cis-regulatory region binding
Source: RefSeq, a predicted model, not a curated record